Messenger RNA from Polypterus senegalus (gray bichir), 1067 nucleotides. Its product is annotated as butyrophilin subfamily 1 member A1-like. Gene Ontology annotation, molecular function: protein binding. NCBI's taxonomy places the organism in Eukaryota, Metazoa, Chordata, Cladistia, Polypteriformes, Polypteridae. The record is from RefSeq and is a predicted model, not a curated record. Bases 141 to 896 code for a protein of 251 amino acids. The transcript is spliced from 8 exons.
AGGGUGGUGCUGGUGUCUGAAAUCACAAGACUCCCAAGCGAACAAAAGCUGAGCAAAGUUUCUUGUUGGAUCUCCUUCACACCUGCUUUGUACUUUUGGGAGGCAAAUCCAAGGCCGAGGUGAGCCUAGAACACUAAGAGAUGGAAGAUAGAACGAAGCAGAAUGAACAACACGGUAAAUGUCUUGAAAAAGGUGCGGAAAAAACCUUGAUUGCUAUUAUAAUCUGUUUGGGGAUUUUGCUAUUUGCUUCUUUAAUCUGCAAUGUCUUGGUGUACUUGUAUUUUCAACAACAGAAAGAGAGAAGAAAGGAAUACUAUGAGGAUCUUGAUGAAGAAGAAAGACGUUUGACUCCAAAAAAACUUUGGAAAUCAAUUCAGGAAAAUGAAGUUGAUGUGGUCCUGCACCCUGACACAGCACACCAUCAGCUUUCUUUGAAUGAUGAUGCAUCUCAAGUACGAUUCAUAGGAAGUACACAAGGCCCAGACCGGUGGUACUGUGUCACAGGCAGCAACUGGUUUAUGAAAGGAAGCCACUACUGGGAGGUGGAGGUGGGAGAAAAGGCCAGCUGGGCCCUUGGACUGGCAACUGAGAGAAUCAACGAGAGCAGAGUCAUUCCUGAGAACCCUGAAAAUGAAUUCUGGAUCAUCCGUCUUCGUGGUGGGAAGAAGUUUGAGGCCGUCUCAAGCACAGUCAGUGCACUACAUGGAAAACCCAAGAAAGUAGGGAUAUACAAGACAACUAAAGAGCUGUCCUUCUAUGAUGCAGAGACAAGAACUUUUAUUCAUACAUUUUAUAUUAAGUACCCUGGAGUGCUGUACCCUGUGUUCAGUCCAGGGUCACGUGACAAGGGGCCGCUGAUCAUCAAGAAAAAAAAGGAAAAAAGUAACAUGGACUGAAGAAUGAAAGUGACAUUUAACUUUUAAAUGAUCACUGCAGUAGCUAACAUGUGCAUCUUUAUAAAACAUAGCCUUACCAAUAAAUGUUGUUUGUUCUUUUCUGUAGUGACAAUUUUUAUGUUUAAGAUUAAAUAAAUGAUGUUAUCUUACUUUCAAGAUCAUCUGCACAAA